CACAAACACUUACUUCUCAAAGCUGGGGCCAACACUGUGCUCCAUAGAAAGGACCAUUUGCAGGGGGAAGAAAAACGCUGAGGACAGUGCUUUUCUGAACGUGGCCAACUGAAGACAUGGCGCUGGCUGUUCCGUGCAGUCUGAGUGACUGGGGCAAUCCAUUGUGGGAUCAGAGAGAGCAGAGUAGAGACGCCAGGAGGGUGAGUGAGACGAGUGAGAGCGGCGAGGAGGGGUGGGCUCAAAGUGACCAGGAGGGACGAAGGGAGGAGACAGAGGACGACAUGGAUCAGGAUGAACUCGUGAACUCUUCUAAUGAAGAUGGCAAGGAUGAUGAUGAUCAUCGUCGUCAUGAUGAUGAGGGAGGUCCGAAUUCCGAGGAAGGUCUGAAUUCCGAAGAGGGUCCAUAUGAGAGGACCAGCCCAAUUGAAACGCUUAAUGCCAUGGACGAGGCAAGUGGUGGUUUUAUUGAUGAGAUAACAAGUGUUGAUGCGAUAACUGGUUGUGAUGCCGAUGGAGCGCUUGCUAUGCCUGAGCCAGAGGAGAAAGGAGAGCGCAACACAGAAGGCAGUGACGCAGGAGAGGAUAAAGCUGAUGAUGAGGGUGAGGAAGAUGACGAAGAGGCAUUUGACUACUAUGAAGAUGAAGAGUACGAAGAUGAUGAAGACGACGAGGAUGAGGAAGAAACCGCAUUGUACCACCAUUACAGUUACCCAACCGAAGUGUUUCAGAAUCUGGAGAGUUUCAGGCACUCCUCCUUGCUCACAGACCUGACUCUGAGCACUCAGGAUGGGCAGAGUCUCCAUGCCCACUCCCCUGUCGUAGCCGCCGUGAGCUCCCUCAUCCAGAAGGAGCUGAGAAUGCAGUCGGAAUGGAGCCAUUCAGACGUUCACGUGUGUUUAGGCCCCGAGGUGACCCAUUUGGGUCUUGCAGCCGUGCUAGAGUUUGCUUACACAGGAAGCAUUCCUACUCUUUGCACAGACACAGUGAAAUAUAUACAGACUGCAGCUCAUGCCAUGGGGGCACAAAGAGUUUUGGACCUCUGCAAACUGAAAGAGGAGGAAGAGGAGAAGAGGAGGAAGAGGGAGGAGGAGGAAGAGAAGAAGAAAAAGGAAGAGCAGAAGAAGAAGGAGGAAGAGGAGAAGAAGGAGGAAGAGGAGGAGAGGGAGGAGGUAAAGGAAAAUGAGGAUGAUGAAGAGAACAAGGACAAGAAGACGGAAGAGAAUGAGAUGGAAGCAGAGGAGGAGACAACUAGCCUGUCUGCUGCAGAAGAGCUGGAGAUUACUUUGCAGUCCAUUAGAGAUCUGUGGAUGGAGAAAGUUGGCUGUGAUAUUGUGCUGCAGGCAGAUGGGCAACCAUUUCAUGCUCACCGAGUGGUCCUCGCCGCCAGCAGCGACUACUUCUAUGGCAUGUUCACCAGCGGUAUGAGGGAGACACGGCAGUGGGGCGUGACUCUCCACUCCUUGGGUGACGAAGAGCUGGAUGCUUUCCUCCAUUGCUUUUACAGUGGAUCUCUGGUCCUCGGCUGGAGAUGGGUGUUUGAUCUCGUUUGUGCUGCCUUCCAGUUCCAAGUCGAGCCUGCACUCUCCCUUUGCCUUGACUUCCUCCAUCAGGAAAUAGAUGCUCAGAAUUGCCUUGAUGUGGCCUCCUUUGCCAAAGCCUACGGAAUGUGGGACUUACUACAGUUUGCUGAUGACUAUGUUGUCAGGCAUUUUGAAUAUGUGUCCACAACCCCCAAAUUCCUGGACCUGUCCAAAUACCAGUUGGUUAAAUACAUGCAGAGUAAUGCUCUGUGUGUGUCCUCUGAGAUGGUUGUUUUGCGGGCAGUGAUGUCCUGGGUUGGUGAUAACCCUUUUCAGAGAGUGGAAAUGGCCAGGGAUCUGAUUGAUACAAUCAAGUUUCCUCUUUUGAUCUUUGACGAACUUGAGGAUUUCAACGAAACAGAAGCUAUUCCCCAGUGGCCCCAAAUAUGCAUGAGGAAUCUGUAUCAUACCAUGUUUGAAGAAUUCUUUUAUCAAGAGGUGGAUAAAAAACCUAAAGUCAGGGACUACUUCCCUAAGGGCAAUUUGGUACUGGUAGGAGGGGACAAAAUCACGGACAUGGGCGGCCGCAAACCCAGCCAAGAUCUGUGGUUCAGCAACGCCCUCCGCAACCACACAGGCAUCAUCAAAGACGUGGAGUGGAAGUUUCUAGGAGAGAUGCCAGAGUCAACAAGGUUCUGUCAUGAAGUCGCCGUUUUGGAGGACAAGCUGUAUGUGUGUGGUGGCCGUGAUUUCUAUGGCCAAAUCGACAUUUUGAAAUCCAUGUUCAGGUAUGACCCUUUUGAUAACACCUGGAAGAGACUUGCAGACAUGAAGGUGGGCAGGUGCCAGUUCUCUAUGGUGGUGUUCGAGGGAAUGAUUUACGUCAUGGGGGGUGAAAGAGCAUCAACCUUCAAUGUGGACAGUGUGGAACAGUACUGUCCUAACACAGACUCCUGGAGUUUUGUCCGCCCUCUGGACCAGCCCAUGAGUAGCCACGCUGCCUUGGUGUGGAGAGGAGAUAUCUACGUCUCGGGAGGCUACAACUGUGAGUACCAGUGUUUGGUGUCCAUGUUCCGCUACCAUCCCGAGAGAGGAACCACCUACCUGGCCGACAUGCCCCACAGUAGGGCACAGCAGCGGAUGGAGUGUGUGGAUGAUCACUUGUACAUCGUUGGUGGGGUGUGCAGCGACGGCCGCGGCGGCUACAUCGACGACCUGUCGUGCCAAGUCUACAGCCCGGAGUCGGACUUCUGGUACAGUAUUGCCCCCGUGCCCACGCCGCACGUUGGGGCGGCCGCAGCCGUUCUGGAGGACAAGGUCUACAUCCUAGGGGGGUACAGCCAGGCAGACUAUAGCGAGUGCAAUUUCAUCCAUCGCUAUGACCCUGUCACCGAGUGCUGGGAGAACAUGGGAGAGAUGCCGGGUCCUAUAAGUGACAUCCGUGCCUGCCAACUUUGCCUACCCGAACACUUUAUGGAAUGAGGAAGACUGGUGUGUGUGUGUGUGUGUGUGUGUGUGUGUGAGAGUGUGUAUGUGUUUGGUACAGUAUGUAUGUGGCGAUCGGAGCAUGCAAGCAAAGCGGAGAGGUUCAAAUUCUUCUGAAGUGUUUAAAGACUUCUUGCCCUAACUUUAAUCCUCUGAACGCUGAUUCUGAGACUUUGCCACAAGAAUGCUAAAAACAUGCAGACACACAGAUGACACAAUUAUGCGAAUUAAUCAUUAGAUUAGCUUGCAAGCUGGUAUUUAACUGAGGAUGGAGAAACAAGCGCACACUCAUGUAGAAAUGAGACCAAUACCCUAAGUACCAAGUGCCUAAGUGCUUUGGUUGGUUUGGAUGACCCCCGGGCCUCAAUGAGCAGAUGCCUGGGUGAGGCUGCGGCCGGAAAAGUGCACGAAGAAACUUGUGCUAAAUCACUCAUAGACGACCGGAGUAACUGGACCUUUGUUUUGGUUGGAGUUACACACAUUUGCACAAACAAAUAUGACUUUUUCAAGCUACUACACGUACAAUGUUGCAUGGGGAAUCUGUGACACUAAACUGCACAUAGAAUCUUCCAUGGAGAAUUUGUGACACAUAACUGCAUGUAUACCCACGUCUUAUACUUAAAUUCUAUCGAUUUUACUAUUUCAUUGUAUGGGUGAAGGAACAGUUCACAGUUGGGGCAGCCGUGGUGUACUGGUUAGCGCAUCGGGCUUGUAACCGGAGGGUUGCCGGUUCGAUCCCCGACCAGUCCACCACAGCUGAAGUGCCCUUGAGCAAGGCACCUAACCCCUCACUGCUCCCCGAGCGCCGCUGGUUGAGCAGGCAGCUCACUGCUCUGGGUUGUGUGAUUCACCUCACUGUGUGUUCACUAAUUCGGUUAAAUUGGGUUAAAUGCAGAGAACUGAAUUUCCCUCACGGGAUCAAAAAAGUAUAUAUUCUAUUCUAUUCUAUUCAGUAUAGGCCUUUUCCUUUCAAUUUAAUUGUUGUCUUUAAAAAGUGUUCUGUCAGACAUGUUGCUGGUAAACUGGCCUAGCUCAAUCACUUAUCGAUAGAGAAAGAUUAGCUGGAUCGAUGGAUUAUUUUAACGGUGAAAAAGAGUCAAUGUUGAUAAACCAAAGUUAUCCUCAAUAAUAAUUUGUUCAACAUUUUGUCUGUUCAACAAAUGUUUAGACAACACUCUCUACUUGUCUUCUUUUAAGGAUGUUCCUUUGCAAAUAGUAUGUCUCCUCGAAUAUGAUGUUCAUAGGGUGUGGAUAACAGUGACAGACGGGUCGGUUUCCUAAAAUCAUAGUCGCUAACUACUAUGGUAGCAACUACCUUGGUAGGGUCACUGCCAAACGUGAGUCCAUAGAUUUGAGUUACGCAUGCACAAACACUUAACCUUCAUAUUGUCACAUACUACGUUUUUCAUUUUGGAAAUGUAAAAAAUGAGUGCAUACUGUAUUUGUUAGAUUUUACAAAAAUGUUCACGAAAUAAGUGUAAGUAAGUUUUUUGAUCCCGUGAUGGAAAUUCGGUUUCUGCAUUUAUCCCAAUCCGUGAAUUAGUGAACACAAAGUGAGAUGAAGCACACACUAACCUGGAGUAGUGAGGGGUUAGGUGCCUUGCUCAAGGGCACCUCUGUUUUAAUUGUCGUGCAUGUACGAGAGUAGUUUCUGUGGAUGGAUGUUUGUGGGUAUAUGCAUAUGCACAUAUUUGUUCAUUUGUUCAGUUCAGUUUUGUAUAUACUGUAUAUUGUUAUUUGUUGAUUGAUUUCCUUGGUCCAUAUUGGAAU
Molecule: messenger RNA, 4775 nt
Organism: Sardina pilchardus (European sardine)
Lineage: Eukaryota; Metazoa; Chordata; Actinopteri; Clupeiformes; Clupeidae
Product: kelch-like protein 33
Exons: 4
Coding region: 117-3002 (961 amino acids)
Molecular function (GO): protein binding
Source: RefSeq, a predicted model, not a curated record